AUGCCGUUAAAGCCCUUCUCGCCGCCACCUGAUACCCAUUCUCUGGUCCUCCGCCCGUUCCGCUUACGGUUUCUCUCCUCGCCCCACGGCUUCCCUGCUCUCGAGAUGGUGAUUGCCGGAGCACCUAAGCCGUCGCUAGGGCUCGCUGCCGCCUGGUCGGCUGUGGUCGCCAGGCCUCCGGCGGGGCCCGAAAGGGCGACCAUGGCGACGGAGCCCCCUCUACCGCCGGCUCAGAAGCACGUGACAGCAGUCUCUGAAAAGACUCCUCCCCACGCACCCGCGGCUCCCCUUGCCGGGGCAGAGGCUGGCCCGGCCGCUCCCACUGCUGUCCCGUCUGCUCCACCUGCGUCACCGGGCUCCCUGGCUCCCCUUGUCGAGCCGUCGGCCUCUGCUCCUGCUGGGGGUGUUGCUGAACCCCCUGCACCUGUCCCUGGCGCCCGUGUUGCGCCGAACGCUUCUGCCCCCGGCCUGCCUGCGCAGGCCUCUGCUUUGUCACCAAAGGCGACGUCCGCCACCACUGGCGAACCGGCUCCGUCGGUUGCGCCUGCGACGGCGGGUCAGUCCGCACCCGCGGUGACGGCGGUAGUUCCUGCAGGCCAACCGUCACGCCCUCCGUCGCCUGACCGUCGCUCGUCGCGGCCCCAUUCCCCCGCUCCCCACCAGGAACGCGAAUCAUCUCGUCGCCGGCGUGAGUCUCCACGGCGGUACCAGCAACAGUCGCGCUGGCCUGCUCGCCCCGGGGGUCAAGGGGAUUGGAGGGGUUCCCGUGCUCGUGGCGGGGGUGGGGGGUAUCGCCCGCCUGUGACGAUGGCGGAUCUUCAGCGGGAAGUGUCGAGGGCGGUUCGGGAGGAGAGGGCGGCGCAGGGCCAGAGCAGUUCGCUGCGCGCCUUGCCAGCCCGCGAGGCUCCCCGUCCGGCUGCGCUCCCCCCAAACCCGCAGCCUGUUGCUGCGCCUCCCCCCCAGGUCCAGGCGCUGCCAGGUCCUUCUCCCGCUGUAUCGGCGCCUGCUCCCGGCUCUCGUCUCCAUCUGCCACCGGUUCCGCCUGUUGCGGGAGUGGAAUUUGUGGCCGCAGGUGGCGGCUCGUUGGCGGCUCCGUUCGCUCUCCCUGGUGAUGCUGAUGAGCCGCUCCAUCUCCACGCUCUGCUGCUGAUUCAGGUGCUGGCCCACUCGUCUCUCCCUGUGAUCCCUCCUGAGACCUUCCGUGGCCGCCAGCGUGACUCGUGCCUAGACGCGGCGGACCAGCUCGCGGUGCUGCUGGUGCCCGUGCUGGCUGCGCCCGUGGAGGGUGGCGCUGCUGCUGCGGGACAGCUUGACGAAGCCGUCCGGGGCUUGAGGCGGCACUUGCGCGCAGGAUCUGGAGCCGCGGCGAUCGGCGCAAGCACGCUUGUGGUCCGGGAGCUGUGGCGCUCCCUGACGGGCGUUCUUCACGCCCUUGGAGCACACCGCAUGUAG
Closterium sp. Naga37s-1 is the source of this 1452-nucleotide messenger RNA. Lineage: Eukaryota; Viridiplantae; Streptophyta; Zygnematophyceae; Desmidiales; Closteriaceae. The record is from the annotation of a GenBank genome assembly.